CGCAUAAUUGACUUUUCCUACUUUGAUAAUGAUAUCCAACUUUUAGUUUUCCACACACAUAAUAGACUCUUAACAAGCUCCUAGCUGCUGCUCAUAGUUCAUAGGACAUCCUAUUUAUCAUCAAUAAGCUUGAGUUAUGGCGGAUCGGACUCAACAGCCAUAAGGAGUACGUACUCAAUAUUAUUUGGAGCUAAUUAACUGCGGUUUAACGAGAGCGAGCUACUUGGGUUUGUGAAUAAUUCAUACACUUCAGAGAGGAUCUUGCGUCACAAAUAAGCUCGAGACAUGAUCAAUCCGGUUGAUGAAGUAUCAAUUGAAUUGAGUAAUCCAGAUGAGGAGGGGGAAUCUUCCAAGCUCAAGGAAGAUGGAGGACACGGAAGAAUAAGUAGUGCUGCAGCAAAGUGGGAUGUCAUAUUUACCGUAUCAUCUGCAUUUGCUGUGUUUGUUGAUCCUUUUAGCUGCUACGUUCCCAUCAUCAUCGACGAUAGCACGUGCUGCUAUUGGGACCAAACCUUGAUGUGGACAUUUUUGGCCUUACGAUCAGCCGGCGAUCUAUUUUAUGGAAUGGACAUUUUCGUUUUCAUAAAGCGACCACGUCACGGCAAUGUUAAUGCCAAGCCAUUUGGGGCCUCCUGGACAAAGCAUUUUGGCGGUCCUGAUUCCAAAAUUUGGAAGGUGUUGAAUGGCAAGAAAUCACUUAGGUUCUUAGGCAUUGUACCUCGCAUUUGUGCUGCUCUUCCCAUUCUACAGGCAGUCAUACUCAUUGGAUAUUAUACAUACCUUAUUAGCAUUUACAAUGAUGUAUUUUAUCUAAUUCUAAUCCAAUAUACUCUACGGGCUUAUAACCUCUACCGAUGGCUCGUUCAACAUGCUGACAUACAGACCGCAGUAAACAGAUUUCUUAAAGCGGCUCUGGACUUCCUUCCAUUCGUCAUUGCUGCUCAUCUAUUCGGAGCCUUGUGGUACUUUUUGGCUGUGGACCGAAAAGUAGUUUGUUGGGUGGAGCAUGUUUGUAAAUUUAAUAAUAUUUGUGGUCGUGAAACGUUUUAUGAAUUCUUCUAUUGCAGUAGCUCCACUCCACAAAACAAUAUGAUGUUCAGUAGCUCCCUUCUACAAAAGUCAUGUGCUGUACAACUUUCAGCAAAUAUAACAAGUUUACCUUUCGAUUUUGGUAUAUAUCUAUACGCUCUCCAAUCUAAUAUGACAAGCACAAGAGAUCUUCCACUGAAGAUGUUGCAAUGUUUUUGGUGGGGCCUGAGAAAUCUGAGUUCUUUUGGUUCAAACCUCCAGACGAGUUUCUUUAAGGACGAAAUCAUCUUUUCGAUUCUGAUCUCUAUAAGUGGCUUGGCACUAUUUUUAGUGUAUCUCAAUUCAAGGGUGCAGGGAUCGAAAAAAAUGUCGAAUCACCUCAAAUUGCGACAGAAGAUUGAAAUUUUAUAUCCAGACAUGGUAGAGCAAAUACGUAAUAAGCACCGUCUUGGCUUGGCUUCACUAAAGAAAGUGCCGUUGCUUGAAAGUAGAGAUGAGAAAGUGUUAAAAGCAAUCUGCAAGAAUCUUAAGCCGGUGACUUAUGGCGAGGAUGUUUAUAUCAUUCGAGAGGGAGAACCACUUCGAAAGAUGCUUUUCAUCACAAGAGGCACUGCAUUGACCUACACAACUACUAAGGGUGGAACAAAUGUGUGCAAGUCCCUUGAGAAAAGUGAUUUCUAUUGAGAAGAACUUAUAAAUUGGGCAUUCAAAUUUUGCUCAUUUUCUGAGUUACCUAUCUCCACUACAACUCUUAUGUCCCAAACAAAAGUUGAAGCAUUUUCAAUUAGGGCCCACAACUUCAAGUCAAUUGUCGCUCAAUUUUGGUGGCAUUUUCAGAGGGAGCUUCCUCGUUCUCAAUUGGAGCAUUUUGCAGCUUCUUCUUUACAGGCAUUCUGGUGCCACCGUCGUGCACAAGCUAAGGGCCCAACUGGAUGGGACAAACUUAAAUUAAAUUAGCCAAAACUACGACAUAUAAAAAAAAAAAGAAAAAAAAAAGAGUGUAAUAAGCAAAUGAACCAACUACUUUUUUUUUUCCUUAUCUUGUGUGGGUAUUUUGUUUGUGUUUGCGUUGCUUUGUUGUUUUCGAUUGUUUACUAUUUGUCGUCCUUGGUUCGUUCCCUUCCAAUGUCAAGGUGUGGACUGCUCUGAAUUUGUUUUGGACUUUGUAACACUCAAUAAUUUAUUGUCGUUUAAGAGUUGUGCUUUGUUUUGAGUUUUUUUU
This is a messenger RNA of Prunus avium (sweet cherry), 2251 nucleotides long. RefSeq names its product cyclic nucleotide-gated ion channel 1-like. NCBI's taxonomy places the organism in Eukaryota, Viridiplantae, Streptophyta, Magnoliopsida, Rosales, Rosaceae. The record is from RefSeq and is a predicted model, not a curated record.